AUGUAAAAAGUUUCAGAAUCAAAUAUAAAAAAAGAGUACCAAAGAAAAGUGAAUGAAUGCAUUGAAAAUGUGUAAUAAGCAGUAGAGGUAAAUGUAUUAUUUAAUAAAUGUAAAUAGAACUCAUUUAAGAAUAUUGAUGCCAAACUUGAUGAACUUCUUAAUUAUGAGUUUAAAUCCAUCAAUAUAAUUGCAGCUUAAUAAUAAUAAGAAUCACCAAAAAUCAAUUCCAAUAUUUUACUUAAUUUUUAAGAUGACAAUUUCCAAUAAUAAAUAUGUUAAGAGCUGACUUCUUUAAUCGAAAUUAAAAUUCAAAAAGAAGUUUAAAAUAAGAAAUAAUAACAUUAAUAAUUAAUCAAAGAAACUGAAACAUAAUGGGAAAAUCUAAUCAAAACAAAUGAUUCUCAGAUUCAAUCAAAUAAUAAUUCAUAAAUUAUUUAAUAAUCAUCAACACUCAUAAUCACUUAAUCAAAUCUCAAACCAUUCAAUUAUUAAUUAAUUCCACAAAACUCAAUUAAAUAAGAUCAAUCUUGUUAUGCAAUUGCUGUUAAUAAAGAUUUUACAAUAUUAAUUGCUGGAUGUAAUAAUUAAAUUAAAGUAUUUGAAUUUAUAUAAGGAAUCUUAAAAUAAGUUUAAGUAUUAAGUGAACAUGGUAAGAAUAUACAUACUUUAAAUUUCAUGAAGGGAUCGGAUCAUUUUAUAUCUGGAAGUGUUGAUAAUUCUAUAAUAAUAUGGGCAAGAAAUAAAAAUAAUUAAUGGAUUUUCCAAUAGAAAUUGAAUGGACAUACAGGUAGUAUACUAUGUUUGUUAUUAAAUAAAAAUGAAGAUAUUAUAGUAUCUGGUAGUCAUGACUAUUAGAUUAAAUUUUGGUAGAAGUCAAAUGGAUGGUUGUGCUCUUAGACAAUUACAGAUCAUACAAGUACUGUAUAUGGAUUAAGUUUCAAUGAAUAAUAGAAUAGAUUGAUAUCUUGUGGAGAUGAUAAUAUUAUAUUAGUAAUUGAACAAUUAGAAUUGAAUAAAUAAUGGAUUGUAAUAUAAAAGAUUACAGUAGAACAAUUUGGAUGUAGAUUAUGCUUUAUUGAUAAUAAUACAUUUACAUUCUAUCCUUAUGGGAAAGAUUACAUAAAUGUUUUUGAGAUGAAUAAUAGUAAUAAAUAGUAUAUCAAGACAAAAGAUAUUCCUGUAAAAAGUGGUAACAUUUAUGAUAAUUCUUUAUUUCCUUCCUAAUAUAUAAAAUUAAAAUGUAUACUUGUGAAUAAGAAUGGUUAAAAUGUAAGUUUAAUAAGGAUGAAACAAAAUGGAGAGUUUAUGAUUGAGGAAUCUAUUGAUUUUGGAACUCGCAAUCUUUUUGGAUAUAUGACUGAUGAUGGAUAGUAUUUGAUUACUUGGGAUGUUAAAUCAAAAGAAAUUCAGAUCAGAAAAUAUCAGGAGAAAUGA
Molecule: messenger RNA, 1434 nt
Organism: Paramecium primaurelia
Lineage: Eukaryota; Ciliophora; Oligohymenophorea; Peniculida; Parameciidae
Source: the annotation of a GenBank genome assembly